AUGCCUAAGGAAAAGACUACCCGCAAGACGGCCAAGCCCCGUGGCGAGAAGAGAAAGAAGGACCCCAACGCCCCCAAGCGCGGUCUCUCUGCUUACAUGUUCUUCGCCAACGAGAACCGUGAGCGCGUCCGAGACGAGAACCCAGGCAUUGCCUUCGGUGCCCUCGGUCGUAAGCUCGGUGAGCUAUGGAAGGGCUUGAGCGACUCCGAGCGCAAGCCUUAUGAAGACAAGGCUGCCGCCGACAAGAAGCGUUACGAGGAACAGAAGGCCUCCUACUUAGCUGCUGGCGAUGACGAGGAAGAAUCUUCCUAA
Talaromyces amestolkiae is the source of this 312-nucleotide messenger RNA. RefSeq lists its product as uncharacterized. The transcript has 4 exons. Bases 1 to 312 code for a protein of 103 amino acids. Lineage: Eukaryota; Fungi; Ascomycota; Eurotiomycetes; Eurotiales; Trichocomaceae. The record is from RefSeq and is a predicted model, not a curated record.